AUGGGACGACGAGGAUCCCGCCGCCGCCGCCUCCGCAAGAGCAUGUUCAAGCAAGGGGGAAACGGCGACGGCGACGCGCGCUGCCCCCCGCACCCCGGAUUCGUCGGCGGGUUCUGCUUCCGCUGCGGGGCCAAAGAGGAGGACGCUGAAGGAGGCGCCCCGCCCUGCCCCGCUCACCGCGGGCUCUCCUUCCUGACGACGGCGAGCAUCCCGCGCGCGUCCGACCUGGAGACCCUCCUGCGCGCAAGGAAGCUGACCCUCAUCCUCGACCUGGAUCACACGCUGCUCAACUCGACGGGGUUCCGCCAGCUCUCCCCCACCGAGGAAAUCAAUGGGUUCACGCGGCACGCCAGGGAUGAUCCCAGCGCGGGCCUCUUCCGAUUGGACGGCCGUACCCUCCGCAUGCUCACCAAGCUGCGGCCGUUCGUGCGAGGCUUCCUGGAGCAGGCGAGCGCCAUGUUCGAGAUGCACGUGUACACCCUUGGAGGUCAGGAUUACGCGAGGGCGGUCGUCAAGCUGCUGGACCCGGACGGCGUCUACUUCGGCGCGAGGAUCGUGUCGUGCGAUGAAUCGACCCGGCAGGACAUGAAGAACCUCGACGUCGUCCCCGGCGCCGAGGCCGUCGCGGUGGUGAUCAUCGACGAUUCGGACUAUGUCUGGCCGGAGCACAAGGAGAACCUGAUCCUGAUGGACAGGUACCUCUACUUCGCAUCCUCCUGCCGGCAGUUCGGCUACAGCGUGAGCUCCCUGGCGGAGCUGAGGCGGGACGAGAGGGAACACGACGGCUCGCUGGCCGUGAUGCUGGAAGUCCUGAAGCGCGUCCACCGGGGGUUCUUCGACUCGGUCCUCGGCGGCCACUGCUCGGACGUCAGGGAGGUGAUCAGGGCGGUGCGGCGCGAGGUGCUGCGUGGCUGCACGGUGGCGUUCAGCCGGGUGAUCCCCCUCGAGUACGUCGCCGGCGACCACCCCAUCUGGAAGCUGGCCGAGCAGCUGGGUGCCGUCUGCGCAGCCAACGCCGACGCCACGGUCACCCAUGUUGUCGCGCUGGAUCCUGGAACUGAGAAGGCGCGGUGGGCGCGGCACAACAACAAGUUUCUCGUUAAUCCGAACUGGGUCAAGGCGGCAAGUUUCCGGUGGUGCCGGCCGAACGAGCAAGAGUUCCCGGUCACCCGUGGACGUUGA
Setaria italica (foxtail millet) is the source of this 1182-nucleotide messenger RNA. RefSeq names its product RNA polymerase II C-terminal domain phosphatase-like 4. The transcript has 2 exons. Gene Ontology annotation, molecular function: RNA polymerase II CTD heptapeptide repeat phosphatase activity. Gene Ontology annotation, cellular component: nucleus. The coding region runs from base 1 to 1182 and encodes 393 amino acids. The record is from RefSeq and is a predicted model, not a curated record. NCBI's taxonomy places the organism in Eukaryota, Viridiplantae, Streptophyta, Magnoliopsida, Poales, Poaceae.